GAUGUGUUAUGAACCUGUUCACUAGCUCGUCUCCCACCCGCUCACACUCAUCACGGCAAGAAUGGGAAAGGUUCAUCAUGACAACAGAGAAUCAAAAGAAAAGAAAAAUGAGUUUAGCCUAGUUCGAGUCAAAGGGACCUGGAAGUGCAAACUGGAAAAGCAGAUCUGUAAGGACACAGCUGACUGUGUGUCUGCUGCCAAAAUCUACGAGAGCAGCACGGAGAAAGGCACCACUUGGACGGUGGUCAGCCCCAUCAUCUUCACUUACAAGGUAACCGAGACUUGGGGCUUGCUGGACCCGAGCAACGACACCCUCCUGCUGGGCCACAUCACCGACCCGCAGGAGCUGGAGGACAUUAAAAAGUCAAACAAGCCGAUCAAACGCUUCGUGGUCAUUGACCAGGAGGUGUGCAAAAUCUACGGCGCCAAGCUAACAGAAUAUUUAGAGGCCAACAAUGUCUUGUACAAGAUCUUGGCUCUGCCCACCACUGAGGAGAACAAAUCUAUGGAGAUGGCCCUUAAAAUCCUGGACGACGUCAAUAACUUCUCCCUGGACCGCCGCACGGAGCCCAUCAUUGCCAUCGGUGGAGGAGUGUGUCUAGACAUCGUGGGCCUGGCCGCCUCGCUCUACAGGAGGCGCACCCCUUACAUCAGGGUCCCGACCACGCUGCUCUCCUACAUUGACGCCAGCGUCGGGGCGAAGACGGGCGUGAACUUUGCAAACUGCAAGAACAAGCUGGGCGCCUACAUUCCUCCUGCAGCCGCCUUCCUCGACCUGUCCUUCAUUCAAACCGUUCCCCGGCGACACAUCUCCAACGGGCUGGCGGAGAUGCUAAAGAUGGCCUUAAUGAAGCACAUAGGCCUCUUUGAGCUUCUCGAGAAACACGGCACCAUGCUGCUGGACAUGAAAUUCCAAGCUGACAACAGCGUGUACGGGCGCAGCAGCUUAAAGGCGGCGUCGCAGGCCACCCGCAUAGCCAUCAUGACCAUGCUCGAGGAGCUCGCCCCGAACCUUUGGGAGGACGACCUAAACAGACUCGUGGACUUCGGCCACCUUAUCAGCCCGGCGUUAGAGAUGAAAGUUCUCCCGUCUCUGCUGCACGGAGAAGCAGUGAACAUUGAUAUGUGUUACAUGCUUUACGUGUCCCAGGAGAGCGGCCUGUUGACAGAGGAGGAGAAGCAGAGGAUUAUCAGCUGUAUGGUCGGCCUGGAGCUGCCUGUCUGGCACGAGGCCUGCACCAUGGAGCUCAUUGAGAGGUCUCUGGAGGACAGGCUGAAACAUUCUGGAGGCCUGGUCCGAAUGCCUCUGCCCGUAGGUCUAGGGCAAGCAGAAAUUUUCAAUAACACGUCAUAUGAGAUCCUUCGCAGAGCGUACAAAAAAUGGUGCGAAGAGCUGAGCGUCUCCUCUGACGGCAACAACUGUGACACUUAACUUGCAGCUACAUCAGUCCGGUUUAAACUAAAAGAAUACGUUUACAACUACAGGGACGUGUAUUCAGUUUUGUUUUGUUUUUUUUACACACUAGUUUCUGAGUAUUACGAUGCAGGUGUUGGCUGUAAAAGAAAUCCAUUCAUAACGUAAAAAUAGCUUUGUUUUGUCAUUUUGUUUAAAUGUGUAGGAUUCAGGGGGGAUGUGUAGGGGUAUGACUUGAACUGGUUUGCAUGUAUACUACAAUAAAGAUUUUUUUUAUUAA
Molecule: messenger RNA, 1694 nt
Organism: Mugil cephalus (flathead mullet)
Lineage: Eukaryota; Metazoa; Chordata; Actinopteri; Mugiliformes; Mugilidae
Gene: eevs
Product: 2-epi-5-epi-valiolone synthase
Exons: 5
Coding region: 62-1432 (456 amino acids)
Biological process (GO): antibiotic biosynthetic process
Molecular function (GO): 3-dehydroquinate synthase activity
Source: RefSeq, a predicted model, not a curated record